AUGAGCAAGAACCCCUCUCUCCCCGAGCUCGAGCCCCCAAUCAACAUAAAAGAUGCCCUCGCAGAGCAGCGCAGCGACUUUGACUGCCUUCCCUGCCGACUAAUGGGCUCCACGGCAUUCGCAGGUCUAGGAAUCUACUCAUACGCAUCCGGAAUGAAACAACUACGAGAGCGCGAAUACGAGAUUUUGAAAUCCGGCUCCAAAUUCGGGAUGCGCUCAAGACGGGCAGGUAUCUAUGCUAUUUCUGCGACGCUGGUUGGAUUGGGGGUUUAUAGGUUGCAGAACUAG
Ramularia collo-cygni is the source of this 288-nucleotide messenger RNA. RefSeq lists its product as uncharacterized. The record is from RefSeq and is a predicted model, not a curated record. NCBI's taxonomy places the organism in Eukaryota, Fungi, Ascomycota, Dothideomycetes, Mycosphaerellales, Mycosphaerellaceae. The coding region runs from base 1 to 288 and encodes 95 amino acids. The transcript is spliced from 2 exons.